AUGACGCACGCGGUGACCCCGCAGCCCCCGCCGCACGUUCCCACGGCAGAGGCGCAGCGCACGCGCGGGGGAGGCGGAGGAAGCGGCGCGUGCCCGGCCGUGGCCGCGGGGGCCCUUAAGGGUCUUCGCGACGUGCCCGGUCCCAGCGUGUGGGGCUUCGCCGGCGACCUCCUGUUCAGGAGGGGUUUGAGCAGGCUCCACGAGCUGCAGAUCGAGGGCACCCGGCGCUACGGCCCCGUGUGGAAGGCGCAGUUCGGACCUUUCGUCACGGUGCACGUGGCGGAUGCGAAGCUGAUGGAGCAGGUGCUGCGCCAAGAGGGCGCUCACCCCAUUCGCUCGGAGCUGUCGUCGUGGAAGGACUACCGCACGGAGCGCGGCCACGCAUUCGGGCUGCUCACUGCGGAGGGAGAGGAGUGGCAGGGGUUACGCCGGGUGAUCGGGGACCGCAUGCUCAAGCCGGGCCGCGCCGCCGCGUACACGACCCCGCUACUCGACGUCAUCGGCGACCUCCUCGGCAACGUGGAGAGGCAGCGAGCGCAGAAUCAGGGCCUGGUGCGGGACGUCUCGGAUGUCUUCUACAAGUUCGGUCUUGAAGGGAUCGGUGCGGUGCUGUUUGAGGCUCGCCUCGGCUGCCUGGCUCGGAACGUCCCCGAGGACACUGAGCGCUUCAUCAAGGCCAUCAAUAGCAUGUUCCAGCUGACGCUGCUCACAAUGGCCAUGCCGCGACCGCUACUCUGGCUCUACCCGACUCCCUGGAAGCGCUUCGUGGCCGCCUGGGACUGCCUCUUUGCCUUCGCGAAGACCCACAUCGACUCGAGGCUGGCCGAGCUGAGCGAGCAGACGCGGCGCGGCGAGGCGGUGCAGGAGAGGGUCCUCGCCUACUACCUCUCCCGCCAGGACCUCUCCAUGCGCCAGAUUUACGGCAACCUGACGGAGCUCCUGCUUGCCGGCGUGGACACGAUCUCGAGCACCAUGUCGUGGUCCCUGUACGAGGUGUCGCGCCACGCCGACGUGCAGGAGCGCCUGCACGCCGAGGUGUGCGCCGCGAUGGGCGGCCGCGCCACACCGGGCCCCGAUGAGCUGGCGCGCAUGCCGCUGCUGAGAGCCACCGUGAAGGAGGCGCUCAGGCUGUACCCCGUGAUACCCGGGAACGCGAGGGUCUUCUCGCAGCGAGACGUCGAGAUCGGCGAAUACCUCAUCCCGAGAGGGACACUCAUCACGCUGUGCCACUACGCCACCUCUCACGACGAGCGAUACUUCCCGGAGCCGGAGGCUUUCCGUCCGGACCGCUGGCUCGACAAGGGAAACAAGAGGGAGGGGGGGGAGGGCAUACACUCCUUCGCGUCCAUCCCGUUCGGCUUCGGCAAGCGCAGCUGUGUGGGGAGGAGGCUCGCCGAGUUGGAGGUCCAUCUUGCACUGGCACAGAUCAUAAAGAAGUACGUCAUCAAGCCGGAGUCCAAGGACAGCGUGGUACGGCCCAUGACACGCACCCUGUUGGUGCCAGACCGGCCCAUAAACCUGCGCUUCCUCAACAGGUGACGGCUGUCUUCUGCUCAAGAAGAGAUAUGCACACAGCUGUCCGUUUAUGUUUUAUGAAUGGAGGGCGGCUAUGCCACGUGUCGUGGCCCCAGUUGCUCUUGACCAUUUAAAGUCUUCCUUGGCCUCUGUGCCUAUUGCAGCAAAUUGAGUGGUACGGAGGCAUCUCCCCAAGUUGAUGGGGAAUAGCCAAGCGGUCGUUGUCCGUGUGGGGCGGGGGUCCUUUCAAUAUAAAAAAGAGACCCUCUACAGAAAAAUGAACGUGUUGGGAGUCCACAGAUUGCUGUCGAAGUCACGUGUUGCUCUAUAAAACGUGUGGGGCUGAUGCGUGGCGAGCACUACCAUGUGAAUGUGGAUCUGUGGUAACGAGCUGAAGAAGAGAACGUGUCAUCCGUUAGCGGGGCAGGGCCCAACGGGGAACAGGACCAGCUUGUUUCCCGUGCACGUGGGCGGAACCCACCUGGUCGGAAUUCCAUACGGAGAGCACGAGGACUGAGAUUCAAAACAACUUAACAAUUUGGUGGAAGUCAAAAAAUAGAAAGAAAAAAAGUUAGGUUUUUGGGGAUCUGCUUGCCUGUUUUGUCCCAUGAUCCGUGUUUGGUCAUGGUGGCCUGGGUCAUAGGAAUGUGCUGGUCGUGGUGGGGUGGAGGGGGGGACGAUAGGGUUUGGGUUUUGCAAAAGUCACAACACGCGGCAGUGUGACCGUCGACGAUACCCGUAUCAAAGCGUCAUCUGAGACUGCUGGUACUCUUGACAUCCGUGCCAAAUGUGAUCAGCGUGGGCGUGCGCUCUGGAAUGUUUGUGUCGGGGUAUUCAGAGCUGCAAUUCGGCAAACAAUCAAAGUAAGAGUAUCUGCAUCCCGUGAAUAAGAAAACAAGUGGAGUGCUCUCCAAAAGGGCUUAUCGGUGUCAGCGUGUCCAGCAAACACGUGGCCCACAGCCACCUCAAGAAGAGUUUUCAGCAACGAGAGAUUACAAAUGUACUUUCGCUGCUGUUCACUGAAGUAUCGUUUUACAUAUUAUCUUUACAAAAAAUUAAAAGCCUUAACUAAGUGACAAUUUGUAAAAAGUGUUACGUUCCGUUACUCACGUGUUAUUCAAAGUAACUCUCACGGCGUUAUGCCUUCAUCCAGCCGUGCGUUGACAAAGGGCUUUAUAUUAUUAUGAUGAUGAUGCAGAUGAAGAAUUCAAUGUACAUAAAGCAUAAAUAUUUAAUGAAUGUAAAUUAUUCGUAAUUACGCGCUUAUAUUUUUUGUAUUUUCAUAACAAUGCAUAUUUUAUUCUGCACGAAUACGUUGUCGAAAAUCAUGAUCCGUCACUUCACUGUGAGAGAUGGAACUGCAACGUACUUCGGUCGAAAUCUUAUUUCAAGAGCACACCGUGCGACUUGAGCACCACGGCAAGAGUUGCGUCGAGCGUUUUCGAGUCUCGAAGCAACCGUUCCAUCCUGGCGCUCCGUUGAAAUAAGAACAGGACUAGCGUGGCAAUCAUUUUCCGAGCAAAAUGACAACGCACACGUUUGCGCGUUUAAAGUACUCUACUGCAUUUCAAAAGCAUGGACUGUUGGUUAUUUGUUUUAUAUACAAUAAAAUAUGCCACGGGCUUUCAAAUUAAA
Messenger RNA from Petromyzon marinus (sea lamprey), 3150 nucleotides. The record is from RefSeq and is a predicted model, not a curated record. NCBI's taxonomy places the organism in Eukaryota, Metazoa, Chordata, Hyperoartia, Petromyzontiformes, Petromyzontidae.